Molecule: messenger RNA, 10908 nt
Organism: Anisakis simplex (herring worm)
Lineage: Eukaryota; Metazoa; Nematoda; Chromadorea; Rhabditida; Anisakidae
Source: the annotation of a GenBank genome assembly
GUAAGGACGGUUAAUAUUCGCCCUGAAGAUAUCGUUGAAGGAAAUUCGAAAUUAACUCUUGGACUCAUUUGGACGAUCAUUCUCAAUUUCCAAGUCUCUGUCAUCAAGCUUAGACAACUCGACAGUUCAACUUGUCAGAAGGCUGAACGUAAGCAUGAAUUGACUCGUUCAUCCACCGGACAAGAUCAUCAGCAACGCCAUACUUCAACAAAUGGCAUGAACGCGUCAAGUAUUAAUGCUGCAACAAACAAUGCCGCAAAUAACACAUUUGCACUAGCUGCUAAUGACGAAAUGCGCAAUGGUCAAGUGGUACCAUUAGAGCGUCAUAAUGAGAUGAUUAAUACUGUGUGGACAACUGGUGGUGGAGGUGCGGCAGGUACUCAAGCAUUCUCGGAGAGUUCCUCGUAUGAGGCACGAGAACAUUUUGAACGUAAAGUACAACGUGUUAAGAAAACACGUGGUGAACGUGAUAGCAAUCGUAAGUCUAAGAAGAGUAAAGUUUCUGAUGUUUUGUCGAGUGUUGAUGGUGGCGUAUCGGCAAAAGAUGCUCUAUUACAAUGGGCACAAGAUGUAACUCGUGGUUAUCCGGGUGUAAACGUACGGAAUUUCACAAGUAGUUGGAGGGAUGGUCUAGCAUUCAAUGCGAUUCUACAUCGUUAUCGACCAAAUUUGAUACAGUGGAACAAGAUCAGCGAUGAAAGUGUGUCCGCACGGGAACGUUUGAAUAAUGCAUUCGCAGCAGCUGAAAAUGAGUUUGGUGUAUCGCGCUUGCUGGAUGCGGAAGAUGUAGACGUUGAAACACCAGAUGAAAAGAGUAUAAUCACGUAUGUGUCAUCACUUUACAAUGCAUUACCACAUAUCAGCGAAUUGAACAAGUAUGAAGAAGAGAUGCAUGAGUAUGAACGACAAGCAUCUGAUUGGUUACAAUGGGUACAACAUGCGAUACGUCUGGUGAACGAUCGACAAAUGCCAUCGACCGUAGACGAGUUGAAACGUUUGCAAGUGGAGUUGGAGCGUUUCAAAGAGGACGAUCUGGUGGUGAAAUUGAAGGAGAAACAACGAUUAGCUGAUCUAUAUGCUGAACUGUUUAAUUUAUUCGGUGGAACACAACACUUUGCAAUAUCAAAUCACCUUAGCACAUCCGCACUUGAUCAUGCAUGGCAACAACUUUUAACGGCACUUUCUGAAUGUUUCGUACUCAUCGAUGAUACAACUAAUAACCUGCAUUUGGUAAGUUUAGAUUUUAUGAAAUAUCUGUUGAAGUUGUGUUUCUUGGGAAUGAAUUUCCAUGUUGCUUCGCGCUUAAAAUGUUGUAUGCUUUUCCAGGGUUCAAUGACAGAUAUUAUCAGUCGCCUUACAAGAGGUAUUGGUAUAACGAACGAAAAGCUGGAUCAUAUUUUGGAGAGAAUCGAAGAUGUUGAAGCAAGAAGUAUGAUGUAUUUAUUCUGUUGUAAUCUACCGUUACUUGUUGAUCUAAACACCAUUUGUAUCGGCUCUAAUUCUCUUUUUUUUCUAUCAGUCGAUACUUCACGACCAGCAGACUUGCAACGAAUCAUUGAUACAAUCGUUGAUGAACUAAUAACACUCGAAACUCCAAUCCUCGGUUUCUUCGAGGACGUUGAUCAAUUGAAACAGAACCGGCAUCCUGAUGCUAAUGAAUUCCAUCAACAGUAUUAUAUUUUCUUCAAAUUCGAAUUUAUCUCCUUUUCAUAUAGUUAUAUGAACGUCGUUCAUACGGUUUAUGGUUUGGAACAAAGAAGACAAUCAUAUAUGAGUCGACUACGAACUCAGUUCAUCACACGUUUGGGUGUGCGAUCUGAAACGCUCAUUCGCGAGUCUCAACAGCGAAACGAGUCGAUUCGUCGUUCAACGUUCGGACGUGUUGAUGAAUGUAUUCAAUGGGAAAAACUCACUGAAAUGGAAUUUGUUGAAGAUUUGGAACAGCUGGAAAGUAUGUUCGAAGAGCAUAAACUCGAUAAUCAUGACAUUCAAGAUUUCAGACAAAAUGUUGAUGAAUGUAUUGCUCGUCAGGCUGAAGUAUCGACCGAAGAUACGCACGAAUAUUGUGAAUUGUUGAGUACACUGGAAAGUGAAUAUCAACAAUUGAGAGAUUUAUCAGCUGGACGUAUGCUUGAUUUGGACACAUUGAUAGCGUUUGUUCGUGGUGCACAACAAGAGAUUGUUUGGAUAAAUGAGCGUGAAGAUAUUGAAGUGACACGUUGUUGGAGUGAUAUUAAUCAGUUGGACUUACCAAUGCUCCAAAAUUAUUAUAAACAAUUAUUACAUGAAAUUGAAUUACGUGAGCCACGUUUCAACGAUGUACACAAUAAAGGUGCUGCGUUGCUGAAUCAAGGUCAUCCGGCUGUACAUGUGAUUGAAUUUUAUUUGAAUGCAAUGCAGCAUAAAUGGGAUUGGCUCUUAGCCUUAUCCAAGUGUCUCGAGCAGCAUCUUCGUGAUGCUAUCAAUCUCAAAUCGUUUAUGGAAGACGCAUCAGCUGCGGAAGAAUGGAUGAUAAGACAAACAGAAUUAUUGGAAAAGAAGUAUAAUCGUAAUGAGUUUUCACUGGAAGAGGGUGAACAGUUAUUGCAUGAGUUAGAUGAAAUCAAUGAACUUAUCAAAAAAUACCAUCGAAUCUUAAUGACACUCACUGAAAGAACGACGCAAAUAUCGCCAUUAUGGCAGCGUGGUGAACGCAUUCAAAGACCUAUUCCGGUUAUCGCUCUUUGUGAUUACGUCGAACGGAAUAUCGCAAUCAGAGAAGGUGAUGAAUGCAUGUUAAUAGACAAUUCGGAUCUGAUUCAUUGGGUAGUGCGUAGUCCAGAUGGGACUGAAGCGACUGUACCAUCAGUUGUAUUCCGUAUACCGCCACCAGAUGCUCGUUUAACGGCCUACUUGAAUCGUCUACAUUCCAGUUUUGAGAAGUUACGUCGAUUAUGGGAGAAGAAACAUUGUAUGGUACGAUUCAAUAUGAUACUUAACACCAUGGCUCAAAUACGAGGAUGGGAUUUGGAUACGUUCAAUUCAAUUGAUCCGGAACAACGUGAUGCAAUCAUAAAGGCACUGAAUGAUGAUGCAAAUAAGUUGUUGACCGAAUUAGAUCCAGAUGAUCCACUAGCAUUACGUUUGAAAGAUGAACUACGUUUGACGAAUGAACAUUUCUAUAAUCUUCUGAAUCAGUCAAUGCGUCCAAAAGAACCAGACAUUGGAAGUCAGUUUGACUCCAAGAUUGCAGAAUUACUUGAGAAAUUGGAAGAGGCUUAUCGUAAACUCAAUGAUCGAGUCGCUCAGGGAGUACCUCGCUCAUCAGAGGAAUUGGAACGAUUAAUUCAUGAGCACAAAAAUUUUGAAGAAGCGCUUCAAGCACUUGACGUUGAUGUAUCGACUGUGAAAGAGUUGUUCCGACAAAUUCCGAAUCCAACACCAUCUCAACGUGCCAAUAACGAUCAUUUGAGUAAUCGUUGGGAAGAUCUUUGGGAAUUGUCGCGAAUGUAUGUAGAGCGAUUGAAAGCACUUGAGGGUGUUUUGCAUGGUAUUUCAGAGGUGUCAGAUAUUGUGCGACAACAUGAAAUAACGCUGAAUUCAUUCGACGAUAUGCCAGCUGCACUCGAUAGACUACGUGGAGUACAUUCACAGUUACUUGAGAUGAAUAUGGUUCUACAACAACAACAAAGUGUCAUUGAUUCAUUGAAUCGUAAUAUUGCUCUCUUAAGACAACAUAUUUCUCGUACGCGACAAAGCUCAGCUCAUCCGGACGUGGACAGAUUAGAAGAUGAAAUACAAAUGUUAACGGUCCGUUGGGAGAAUGUUUGCUCACAAGUAUCUGAUAGACUGAAAAGUGCUGAACGUGCUUUACAAACACAAAUGGUUUACCGUUCCGAAUAUGAUAACGAAAUUUCUUGGUUAGAUCGUGUUGAAGCAACAAUCAAUAGCUUGCGUCGACCAGAAGAUAUGCGACCAGAACAGUAUCAAGCACAGUUGGAUUUGUUAAUCACUGAAUAUGCUCAGCUACAAGAGCGCACUGAGGCUAUUGAGAAUGUGAACAGAGAAGGUGGAAAGUUCAUUCGUGAAGCUAAGGGCUACGAUAGUAGGUUGCAACAAUAUAACGAUACUGUGAUCAACAUACAUGGACCAAAAAUUCGCAGCGAAUUUCGUCGUGCGGAACUACAGCCCAAAAAUGGUGCGCAGCAAGUGACUGAAGAGCUGGAAUGUCUCAAUAGGCGGUUCGCACAACUCAGUUCUUUGAUUCUCGAAAAACGCAAUGUUAUGCAAGUGUUUAUCCAGAAUUGGAAACGUCAAAAACAGGAUGAAGAGGAUCGUCGUCGUGUAGAAGAAGAAGAAAAACGGCGACAAUUUGAAGCGGCACGAUUGAAAGCCUUAGAGGAUGCAGAUAGACUUCGUUUAGAAAGAUUAGCUGCCGAGGAAGCUCGACGUGCUGCUGAGGAGGCUGAACGUCUCAGACGUUCACGUGAAGCAGCCGGAGAGGCAAGACGUAGAGCUGAAGAAGAAGCGAGAAGGAGAGCUGAGGAAGAAGCUCGGAGAAGGGUUGAAGAAGAAGCUAGAAGGAGAGCUGAAGAAGAAGCGAGGAGGAGAGCUGAGGAAGAAGCUCGACGAAGGAAGCGACUUGACGAUGAGAAUCGCGAACGCUUGCGUAGAGAAGAGGAAGAAAAAAGAAGGAGGGAAUUAGAAAAUGCUGAAAGAGAACGGGAAAGGAAGAGAAAAGAGGAUGAAGAACGACGUAGAAAAGAGGAUGAGGAACGCAGAAAGAGGGACGAAGAUGAACGUCGAAGGAAAAAAUCUGAAGAAGAUGCUGAAAGAGAACGCAGGCGACGAGCUGAAGAAGAAGCUCGUCGACGUGCAGAUGAGGACGCAGCUCGUCGACGUGCUGAAGAAGAAGCACGUCGUAGAGCUGAUGAAGAAGAAGCACGUCGCAGGAAAGAAGCUGAAGAAGCCGAACGUCUUCGUCGAGAAGAAGAGGAGCGAAGACGUCGCAGAAUCCCUGACGUUCGACAUGGGAUGCAACAAACAAUCGUUCCAGAAGGAAUGGUACUAGAAGAAUUUGAGGAAAUUCGCGACUCUCCUGCGCGAGCAACUAUAGCUGAGCAUGAGGAUGAAAUGCAAAUGUAUCAAGAAGAGACUGUAACAAAAACACAAUUUUAUGAGAUGGAAGGUAUUUUGCAUAAACAAACCGGUGAAAUAUUAACUUUUGUGGAAGCGGUAAGGCAGGGUUUGCUUGAUCUGCAUUCGAGCGGUGGUGAAUUUUUUGACAUCGUUUCGGGUGCUCGAAUAAGUCUUGAGAAAGCUGCUGAACUUGGAUAUAUUGAUGGCAGUUUUAAUGAGGUACUAAAUCGGCAUCAUGGCAUUCGUCAUCCAGCAACCCAUGAAAGUCUCACGCUUCUCGAAGCAAUUCAAAUUGGUCUUUAUGAUCCAGAUGUUAGACAAUUGCGCGAUAUUAAUACGGGUGAAAUAUUGCCAAUGUAUGAUUGUAUUUUACGAGGAAUAAUCACUUUAGAUACACAACAUCGACUUAUAAAAAUGGGCAUAUUAAAGCUACCACCAAUGACUCUCGAGAAUGCAAUUGAACAAGGUGUUGUAAACCGUGAGACCGGUCAGUUCACGGGUAAAUAUACUCGUGAAACAAUGCCUUUGAAAGAUGCCUUAUACAACGGUUAUAUUCAAAUAGGAAGUACUCGACCAAUAGCAAUGAUUGCGAUCACUCUCACUGAUUGCAUUCAGAUGGGCCUCAUCAACACGGAAACUGGCGAAUUCUUUGAUCGUAACAGUGGUGAAAAAUUAACUCUACGCGAUGCGGUAUCAAAGCAGAAUAGUUUGUUGAACUUACACAUCCCAGAAAUUAUAAGAACUGACGAAAGUCGACGUAUAACACUUGGUGACGCAAUUGUACGAAAUGCGAUCAAUACUCGUCAAGGGAACUACACAGAUUUGCAGCAAAGUCAGAGUAUGUCGCUGUGGGAAGCGUACAAUAAAGAUCUCAUUCAAAAGCCGUUAACACUCACUGAAAUAGAUGCUAAAGGGUUGAUCGAUUCAACAAAUAAAUUCAUUGAUGGUGGUACAAAGCAUCGUUACACUCUCCUUGAAGCUAUUGCUGCUGGACUGAUUGAUGCCGAAGUACGUCAUAUUGUUGAUCCGGUAAUGAAAGAUGUCAUAUCGAUAGCUGAAGCUUUAGAAAGGGGUCUUCUGGAACCAACCGGAAGGAUUGUCGUUGCAGCACAGCAAAAAUCCUAUACGAUUACAGAAGCGAUUAGUGAAGGUCUUUUGAUAAAACGUGUUCGUCAUACGAUUUUCGAUGUGAAGGGAAUUAAGAAUACAAAAACGAAAGAAAUUCUCACGUUCAACGAAGCCGUUGAAAAAGGCGCUGUAAUUGUGCAAGCAGAACGUAUUGUCGAUCUGGCAACUCAGGAAAGUUUUCUCCUUGCUGAUUGUGCGGAUAAGGACUUGAUCGAUCCAAUGUUGCAUGAACUGUUUAGUUCACCGAUCGGAAUCAAAGAUUCAUCGGGUGACGAAAUGACAGUUUUUCGUGCGGUCGCAAAAGGUUUAAUCGACCCAGUGAAGGGUGUUUACCUAGAUAAACGAACUAAAAGGGAGUUAACUCCAAAACAAGCAUACGACGAAGGUUACCUAACAUUACGUGGUGCUGUCAAGUUGUCAGCACUUUUCGACAUUCAUCCAUCGUUGAUGUCACCCACGAAGAAAAUCGAUCAAAAGAAGCGAAUUCGUCGACCUGGACAGAGCAUGGAUGUCGCAGCAGAUCAGGUCAAAGUCACUCUUGCUGAGGCAAUGAAGCAAGGCCUCAUCGAUUCAAAAACCCAUCGUUUUCGCCAAGGCGAAACUGAAAUGAGUUUUGAAGAUGCUCUAAAUCAAGGAUUAAUAGAUCCAUCUGAUGAAUGGAUCGUUCCAUCAAAAACAUCUGGUGUCGGACCUACGAUUGAGGAGAAAACAAGUGAAACAGUAAUGGAAACUGGUCAACAAUUAGCACCGAAAUUUUAUCCCGACAAAAAUAUCGAGGAAUCUAUCACAACUAUUAAAAAAGUUCGGACAACUGAAACAACGGCUGUAGGUGGGCCAGGUGGUGUAUCAGUCUAUCGCGCCAUAACGGGGGGUAAAGGUACAAUCGAAGUACCAGCCGAUGGCUACCACAUUCAUGAGGCUGAAAGAAAAGGCUAUAUUAACCUAUCAACAGGUGUUGUUUCGCCGCCUAACGUAGAUCGCUGUCUAUCACUGGAAGAAGCAUUUGAAUUGGGUGUUAUAAACAGUAAAAAUAUCAGUGUUCGUGAUCCAAAUACGGGUAGAAUAAUACCUGUAAUUGAUGCAAUUGAAAAUAAAAUUAUGGACAAGAACGGCUUCAUUACGUCACAUGGACGUCGUAUAAGUCUCCAAACGGCAAUUGAAGAGAAAGUUGUCAUUGUAGGUGGAGAACCGCCGGCAACGACAGCAAGUUCGGCCAAAAAGGUGAUCCAAUUUUCUGCUGCGGACGGUGCAGUAAUGAGUUUCCGUCCAGUUGGUACGGCUACUGUAGAAGAAUCUGAGCAGUCGUGGUCAUUCGAUGCUACCACAGGUGAACUCAUUGAUCAUAUUGGUGGUGGUCGAUUACCACUUGAUGCGGCGCUGGCUGCUGGCAAAAUCUUGCCUGAAGAUCUUCGUGUGCGAGAUGCUUUAACAGGCCGCGAGAUGUCGUUUGGAGAGGCUGAAAAGUGGGGCAUAAUUGAUCAGAAGAACCACUACUUUUUCGACAAACGUGACAAUAAGCGUUAUUCCCUCGCGGAAGCAGCCCAACAAAAUCGAAUUUACCCAACUGGUGGUGUACCAGAAAAUGCAUCUGAUGCUGUCCACACUACUGUCAAGGUUCAGAAACGUACUGAAGUUUCGAAGAAGGAGGCGCUAGCUGUGGGUCCGUCUGCUUUUGUGGACCAGACACUUGCCAGUGCGUUAGAUUCUGGAUGGUAUGAUCCACAAAGUGGAACAUUCACACAUCCUGAUACAAACAAACAGAUGACCUUGAAAGAAGCUAUCAUCAGAGGUUUGUUCAAUCCAUACGGCACCACUGUCAUUGAUCAACGCAACAAACGCGAGUUGUCUCUAUUAGAAGCAAUUCAAGAUGGGUUGGUCAAUGAUUCCACUGGAACAGUUCUUGAUACGGAAACUGGUCGUACCGUCGACCUUAUAACGGCAUUGCGAGACGGUCUUCUUAAAAGUGGUAACUUGCCAGAAAGCUUUGAAGGCGCUCUGGUGAAGGGGAAACUUGAUUUUGCAACAGGGCAGUUCACUGCGCACGAUGGCCGUAACGUUCCGGUGCAUGAGGCGAUAUCUAAAAGGAUGAUUGAUAGUAAGUCAAUGGUAGUGCGCGAUUUGGAUACUGGAGAUGAGAUGCCCCUGUCCACAGCAGUCGAUAAGAAAAUCGUUGAUCUCGAGAGAGGUGUGAUUCGUGGUAAAGACACUUCCAAAUCAAUGAGCUUCCCACAAGCUCUUACCACUGGCAUUAUAGCUGGUGCAGGUUCUCGUUCGCCUCGUACCGCACAACGAUCACCACAUCCUAAACUGAUUGAACAGAAACUUCAACUCACACCGUAUUCACAGCCUGUAGAACCUAAAACUACUGUAGCACUACGUGAACAACGUACAAUGGGAGUUGGUCGGCAAGAAAUGGUUGAUCUCGGUGGCGGUAAGCAAGUCAUGGUAAAAGUCGUUCGUGGUGAAGGUGGUGUUGAGAAGGGUGAAUACGUUGAUCCAUCAUCGGGAAUGAAAUUCACCAUUCAGUUACAUGGUGAUCCGUAUGUGACAGAAACUAAAACAAUGGUUAAGAGUACUGCACAAGUACAGUCAGUUGAGUUAGAACCACACGCUGAAUUUGUUGGAAUUGAUAAAAUUCGAGAUAAGAGAAAUGGUCGUAUUAUGUCACUGCAGGAUGCUCAACGUAUUGGUAUCGCACGAGUUGAUCGAAAGGGAAAACAAAUGACCAAAACAUAUUCGGUAUUCAGGUCGAACAUUCAGAACGCAAUAACUAAAGGUGUGCUAGAUUCGCAUGGUGAGAAAAUCAGCCUAGAGGAUGCUAUUCGUGCCAAACUGAUUGACAUUAUUACUCUGACAUAUGUUAAUCCAAAAACUGGUGAGGCAUUACCUCUAGCUCAAGCUGCAAAUAUGGGCUUACUUGAUGUAACGCUAUCUGAAAUUCUACCAAAAGGUGUAUGCCAUCCAGCAAACGGGGAGAAGAUAUCUAUUGAACGUGCAAUCGAUUUGGAUAUAAUCAAUCCAAAGACAGGUGAGGUGCAGAAUCCGUUCACUAAAGAGAAAUUAAGUUGGCUUGAUAUUUUAAAACCUGUUUACGCAAGUUUAACAAUGGAAGGUGUUUACGAUCCAACAAAAGGUUAUGGCGUCCCUGUCCUCAGUGCGCUAAUUGAAGGAUUAAUUGAUACGAAAAGUGCACAGUACUCCAACAUCAUUACUGGUGAAAAGAUACCAUUAAAUGAAGCUUCCAAUAAAGGUCUUAUUGAUGAAGAAUCCUACAAAGCUCUCACACAACCAUUUUUGGUCGACUUCCGAACAAAGAGGAAGUUGAAUCUUAUUGAAGCCGUUCAAGCGAAACUUGUUGAUCCACGAAAUCGAACUAUUCAACUUGAUGAACAUGUCAUCAUUCCUGUUGCACGUGCUACCGCAGAUGGUAAAAUUCCGCGAUCGAUUGGUGAACGAUUGAAACGAGUAGAUAAACUAACGUUUGCUGAAUCACUUGGAAAGGGACUCAUUGACGUUGCUCAAAACCGGUUCACUGAUCCCGAUUCGGGCCGUCAGAUGUCAAUCAGCCAGGCUAUUGAGGAAGGAUAUAUCGAUACAGGUAAGGUUGAAGCGAUGGAAGGUUCAGAUGAGCGAAAUUUGGUGCACGUUCUAUAUUCUGAAGAAUUUGAUGAGAAUUCGGGUCGUAUCAGGGAUAAGAAAUCAGGCCUCUACCUAACGUUCAGGGCAGCAGUUGAUCGUGAUGUGAUUGAUGGUGAUUCACUUUUCCACGAUAUUGACUCAAGUCAAACAAUGACAUUGAAAGAAGCUAUAAAUCGUGGGCGAAUCGAUGCAGAUGGUAAAUAUAUUGAAGCGAAAACUGGAACAAAGUUGACUCUAAAGCAGGCCAUUUCCAAUGGUUUAAUUGCGUUGAUUGCUUCGCCUAUGCAAGCUGCACAAGCAGUCACUGAAGCAGUCAAACGUCGUGAUGCAGAGGGCUAUAAGUUCAAAAUCGGAUCUGUUGAUGAUCGUCGCAGUAGCACAAGUGGUCCGAGAUUUAGAGAGGAAUCAACUGUUAUAAGAUUGUCAUCACCUCACAGGGUUGAACCGGGAUUAUCAGUGAGAGUGCGCUCAAGUUCAGAAGCGAUGUCUGGUGGUGAUAGAGCUCGUAGUCUCAUUGAUGAUCCACAGGCUUUGGCUGAUCUUCAACAUGAAUUUUUGGAUAAUUUGGCAAAGCAGCGAUUUGAUAUAGAAGAGCAAAUUAUCGAAAAUCCAGCCACAUCAAGAAGAGUAUCUGUUCGUGAGGCUGCUGAGUCUGGCCUUCUCGACGUUGUCACUGGUGAAAUUGUGCAUCCGUCCUCUGGAAGACGCUAUUCAAUUCCUCGAGCAGUGCAUAUGAAAAUGGUUGAUUCAGAUGCUGCAAAACGUUUGAUGGAAUCAUUAAAUAUUUCACUCGAGGAACUCGGUCAGCAAUCAACAUCAUAUGUUACCGAGUCUGUUUCUGGUAUGAGUCCAACCGAAACGGGUGGUGCGAAAGUUUGGACGAAAACUGUUAGUUGGCAUGGUCAGCCAUCCGAACUAAGGCAUUCAACUAGUGAUCCAAUGGCGCCUUACACGAGCUAUAAGACAACAACUUCUUCUACAUCGAGGACAUCUGAUGCACCAUUAUGGGCACGACGCGAUUGA